This is a messenger RNA of Purpureocillium takamizusanense, 2660 nucleotides long. RefSeq names its product U3 snoRNP protein (gene MPP10). NCBI's taxonomy places the organism in Eukaryota, Fungi, Ascomycota, Sordariomycetes, Hypocreales, Ophiocordycipitaceae. The record is from RefSeq and is a predicted model, not a curated record. Gene Ontology annotation, biological process: rRNA processing. Bases 80 to 2368 code for a protein of 762 amino acids. The transcript has a single exon. Gene Ontology annotation, cellular component: small-subunit processome; Mpp10 complex; sno(s)RNA-containing ribonucleoprotein complex.
AGCUGCAGUUCUUCGUACGCUUCCGCCGCCACGACAAGAGUUCACGACAGGACGCACCUCCCUCUCUUCACGGCAUAGCAUGGCCGCGGUGGCAUCGCCGACACUGACGUCGACGUCGCACACGCUCACAGCACUGCCGCCGGGCAUGGCGCCCGCCACGACAAACUCGACGCCGAAUGGCGAGACGCACCUGCUGCUGGAGGCGCUGCGACCGGCGAACCGGCAUGGAUUCCUGCAGCCGCAGCCGGCGAUACCGGCCGAGUCGCUGAGGCUGGUCAAGGACACGCUCGAGGGCUUCGCGGCGCAGGUCGGCGAGGAGCAGGAGCGGCGACUCAAGGAGAGCAGGAAGCGCAAGCGGGCUGGCGGCGACAAGGGCCGCGACGAAAUCGACGUCCUGAAGCUGCGCAAGGUGUACGUGGACGGAUUCGAGACGGGUCAGGUGUGGCAGCAGGCCAAGAAGAUUAUUGGCGGCGUGUUGGACUUUUCCGAGGGCGUGCUGGACGAGCUGGAGGAGGCCAACGAGAUUGCCGUUGACGCUCAAGGCGAAGGUGAAGCCGAGCCCAAGAGCAUUACGUUCGGAGAGGAUGGGUUCGAGGUCGACUCUGGCGAGGACGAAGAUGAAGAGGAGUCGGGCUCACAACUCGAAGAAGACGAUGAGGAUGAGGAGGAAUCGGGCGACGAGGAGGAUCUCGAGGCGCUCGAGGGUGAAUUGGAAGACGAGGACGACCAGGACGCACCAGAGGACCUGGAAGACGACGGAGAGGACGAUGAGGAUGAGAAAGAAUACGUCCAAGACCCCCACGGCCUCAACGACGGCUUCUUUUCCAUUGACGACUUCAACAAGCAAACACAAUGGUUCGAAGACCAAGACACUCGCGGCGAUCCCACCACGGAUCAAGCCAGCGAUGAUGAAGCGAUCAAUUGGGAGGCAGACCCGCUGGCGCCGUCCAAAGGUGAUACAAAGUCAUCAAAACGAAAAUCAGCUGACGAUGAGGCCGGCGACGAUGAUGACGAUGAUGACGACGAGGAUGGCCCAACCUUUGGUGACAUGUCUCUUGAUGCGCCCGAAGGCGAGAGCGACGAGGAGGGCGUGGAUGAGGACCUCGAGGACGAAUCCGGAGACAUGAACGCAAAUGAGGUCUACUACAAGGAUUUCUUCGCGCCGCCGCCUAGGAAGAGCAGAGGUGACAGGCCCAGAAAGUCGGUCAAGUUCGACGCACCCGCACAGGCGCCAGCCGAGGAGGACGUCGAGCGAGCCAUGGCCGACGUCCGCCGCGACCUCUUCGACGACGAGUCCGACGUGGAGGGCUCAGAAGACGACCUCUCCGAGGUGGACGCAGGCGACCCCAAGUCGCGCCGGUCGGCGCUCGAGCGGCGGCAGGCCAAGCUCGCCGAGGAGAUCCGCAAGCUCGAGGCGGCUUCGGUGGCCAAGCGCGAGUGGGCGCUCUCGGGCGAGGCGCAGGCCGCGGACCGGCCGAUGAACUCGCUUCUCGAGGAGGACCUCGACUUCGAACACGUGGGCAAGCCCGUGCCCGUCAUCACGCCCGAGGUCAGCGAGGGCAUCGAGGAGCUCAUCAAGCGCCGCAUUCUGGCACAAGAGUUCGACGAGGUGCUUCGGCGGCGGCCCGACGCCGAGUCGGUGCCGCAGGGCACUCGCCGCGGCGCGCUGGCCGAGAUUGACGAUUCGCGGCCGGAAAAGGGCCUGGCCGAGGUGUACGAAGAGGAGCACAUCAAAAAGACCGACCCGGAUGCGUACGUGUCCAAGUCGGACGAGAAGCUCCAACGCGAGGAGAAGGAGAUCGAGGCCAUGUGGCGCGACGUCUCGUCGCGCCUCGACGCCCUCUCCAGCUGGCACUACAGGCCCAAGCCCGCGGCCCCUGCUAUCAGCGUCGUCGCCGACGUCGCCACCAUCGCCAUGGAGGACGCCCAGCCCGCCACCGCGCAGGCUGUCGCCGGCGAGAGCAGCCGCAUGGCGCCGCAGGAGGUGUACAAACCCGGCGCCGCGGCCGCCAACGGGGACAAGGGUGCCACGCCGAGGGACGAGGUCGUCACCAAGGGCGGCAUGCCCCUCGCCCGCGCCGAGAUGUCGCGCGAGGAUCGCACCCGUCGCCGCCGUCGCCACAAGGAGCGCGUGCGCAAGGCCGGUGGCGGCGCGUCUGCACCCGCGUCUGCUACCCCCGGCGCCGCCGCCGGCAGGGGAGGUGGGGCCAAGGGCACCGCGACGCGCGCCCAGUCGCAGCGCGAGACAGUCGCGGAGCUCAAGAGGGGCGGCGUCAAGGUCAUCAACCGCAAGGGCGAAAUCACCGACGUGGACGGCAACAAGGCAAAGGCCGCAAAGGCCGCGUCGAGCGGGAGCUACAAGCUGUAAGAGGGCGGAGGUGGAGCAGCCAACGAGUGAGGCGAGGAGGGAACGACGACGAGGAGCAGGAAGAGGAGGAGGAGGGCGCGACGAGCGGUGGCAGAAAAGGCAAGGAGCAUGGAUACGGCAUGCAUGCAUUGUAUCUGGCGUUGGGGGAGCUGUCUGGCUGUCAGUUUGGCUGGCUGGUUUUAUGUUGUUGUCGUCGCACUUGUCGCAUGCAUAUACUUCAGAUUACUUACUACAAAACACACAUUUACUCGAUCCGUAAAUGAGUGCGCAUAAAACUAGGUAGGUAUACAAG